AUGCCAUCUGAUGAUCGUGAAAAACAACAGAUACAGCAACAACUACAAACCUUAGAUGAUAAUAUUCUAAUAACAUCCACUUUUUUCCCAAGGCAACCAUCAUCAUCAGAGAAUUUACCUGAAGAAGACGUUCCAGUUGCUUAUUCUUCUGGUCAGUCAUGCCAAACAACUGAAGUUAAUGAACCUAUAUCAACGAAUCAAUCUCGAGAUGCUUUUACAGCUACUUAUUUACUUCGAAGACUUAAUUGUCUGGAACGUGAAUCAGGAACAAAUACAAAGGGUUCAUCAACAGCUUAUCCAAUGUUAGCAUCAUCUUCACGUGUUGAGGAUGAUACAACUGAUCAAUUAGCAACUGAUAAUGACACUGAUUUUGAUAUGAGUCGAACAAACAUACUAAAUCCAAAUGAAGAUGGACGACAAUCAGCAAAUGCAUCUGUUACGAAUCGAGCUUCUGCUCAUUUAAAUGAACGAUCACUUGGUACAUCUCGAUCAUCAGCUCGACCAAAAACAACAACAACAAAUGCUCUACAAAGUCGAACUGUUCUUGAUAUGCGAUCUAUUCAACCGCCCACGCAAACACAAAAUCUAAAACGUAUUGCUGAACAACAACAACAUCAAAGACAACGAGUAAUGAUGGUAUUUGGUAAACAGACUCCUGUUGAAAUGAUUGAGAAACAAAAUUCAACAUCAUCACGCACAGUUCAUUUAUCAAUAAAUGAACGAAGGCCAGAUGAUGCAUCGUUAUAUUAUGAUAGUUCAUCAUCAAUUGUUUCAAGACUUCAUCCUAUUCAACAAGAUAAUAUAUCAAUGAAUUUAAUUUCUCGUAUGGAUUCAGCAUCAAUAAAUAGAUCGCAGACAACCAGAGCAUCAAGUGUGAGAAAAUCUUCUAAGUAA
Messenger RNA from Rotaria sordida, 894 nucleotides. The record is from the annotation of a GenBank genome assembly. NCBI's taxonomy places the organism in Eukaryota, Metazoa, Rotifera, Eurotatoria, Philodinida, Philodinidae.